Lathyrus oleraceus (garden pea) is the source of this 825-nucleotide messenger RNA. Its product is annotated as 30S ribosomal protein S20, chloroplastic. Lineage: Eukaryota; Viridiplantae; Streptophyta; Magnoliopsida; Fabales; Fabaceae. Gene Ontology annotation, biological process: translation. Bases 108 to 632 code for a protein of 174 amino acids. The record is from RefSeq and is a predicted model, not a curated record. Gene Ontology annotation, cellular component: small ribosomal subunit; ribosome. The transcript has 3 exons. Gene Ontology annotation, molecular function: structural constituent of ribosome; small ribosomal subunit rRNA binding.
UGUCACUCGUCGGAGUUGAGCAAUCCUUUAUUCAUUAUCCAAUUGAAAUUCAACCUCAACUCAACGGAUAAGAGAGAACCAUCACAGAGAAGGAGAAAGAGAGAGAUAUGGCUUCAGUUUCAUGCUCAUUGCUGAACCUUCCUUCCAAAAUGAGAGGCCUUACCCUAACUUCAUCUUCCUCCACUUCAAAUUUCGCUUCUCUAAGUUUCUCCCGGAACAUUUCGCACACCGUCCUUUUACAAGGUAGGUUGUCGUUGAGUACCGUACAGAGGCGCGGCGUUGUGGUUUGCGAGGUGGCUCCCAAAAAGGUUGAUUCCGUAGUUAAGAGAGCUCGACAAUCCGAGAAACGUCGCCUUUAUAACAAAGCUCGUAAAUCAGAGAUUAGGACACGUACCAAGAAGGUUUUGGAAGCACUGGAUUUGCUCAAAAAGAAAUCUGAUGCACAAGCGGAAGAAAUCAUCUCAAUUGAGAAGAUGAUUGGAGAGGCAUACUCUAUAAUUGAUAAAGCAGUGAAAGUGGGCACAUUGCAUAGAAACACCGGAGCAAAUCGCAAGUCUCGGCUUGCCAGAAGAAAGAGGGCAAUUGAAAUUCAUCAUGGUUGGUAUACUCCUGUCCCUCAAGAAAGUGCCUGAAACAAUCCUUGUUAGUUCUUUUUUAUGUACCAAAGCGAGAACUUAAGACAUAUUUCUCUCACUGCUCAAAUCUUGUAUUUUUAGUUUUUUUGACUUCAGUUCAAAUUGGUUUAAUAUACCAUCAUCAUGUAGAGGCUUUCCAUUUGAUGUUAACAGCACCUUUGAAAUUAGCCAUUGUUGUAUUCUUUCUUUA